AACAAGUGGCCGGACCGUUUUGAUUCAAUAUGGCGACCGAAAAGGAAUUUUAAUUUCUGUGAAAAUGAGGAAAUACUUAUUUAACUAGAUAGAAAUCCUUGCAAAGAAGUAACCAAUCUGCCAAUGGCAAAACCAGGAAUGAGGGAUGCAGAGUGUUCAAUUUUUAUUGCAAAUUUAGACUCUCGUGUUUCAGAAGAAGUAUUGUGGGAGUUGUUUCUUCAGGUAGAUUUUGACGACAUUUUUGUAGAUCAGUCAUCAAUGUGCCAAUGUGGUUUUGAAUCUUUUCUAUAACACUGUUUUAAAAAGCAUAUAAUAAACAUUCACACUGGAAUUGAAUAAGGGUAAACACGAAUGUGCAUUGCGUGAAUGAUGCCAUGAGCCCAUGACUAUUAAAGUUUGCUGCGACUAUGUCUACAGACCUGCUAUAAACUCUCCCUACAUAGCCGGGAGUCUCCUGGUAUUUAAUUUAAUUUAAUUUAAUUGCUUUUCCAUCAUUGUGUGAUAUAGACAUAAACACAUACGCACCCACACAACGCAAACACAAACACAAAUACGAACACACUAAACUGAUGGCUGGGUAACCACAACAGCCUGAAAAGCCAAUUACUGUGGGCCCAAAAGAUUAAAACACAAACAUAUAUACAAUUAAAACGCCUAAAAACAGCAGUUCACUGGUUCGGUUAACGUUCUUGCACUGUUGCAUUUCGGGCAGAUAGUUUUAAAUGUUCUUGGAUCAUCACAUAUAGACUUGUGAUCUCCUGUUCUCCCGGUAGUGAAAAAUUUCUCCCGGUAUUGGCAACUGGCAAUUAUCCUGAUUUCUUGUCGAUUUUAUUGAAUUAUCUACGUACGGAUGCGUUUCUGCGUACGGCGAGAAAUAUCUACGCACAGCUGCGUUUCGUUUCAUCCAUUUAUUGUAAUGACUUCAUUUUAGAUUCUAUAAUGUUUGGAAAGUCAAAAUUGAAGUAUUUAUUUGUUAAUUAAUUAAAACACAUCUUCAUGUCGUAUUUUCAGUCCAAGAUAGUGCCCAAUUAAACAUUAAUAGUCAAGGGGCUUCUUGUGCUGCGAGUGUACCUGGCAUACUUAAUCGAUGAAAUACAUAAUCGAUGAGUAUCGAUAUCAAUCAAUACCAAUCGAUAUUUAUCAAUCAUUGAUAUUGGAAAUCGAUGAAUAAUCGAUGGCUUCUUUUGGUGUGACUUUCAUCGAUUGAUCAUCGAUUUAUUAUUAAUUUUCAUUGAUGAAAAAAUCCCCUGUUAAUAUACAUGCAAUCAAACAGGUAACGUCGUAUUUUAAUUAAUACGUACUUUAAUGUCGUAAGAAACUCAAAUGUGAACGGAAUUCAGUAACAAUGGAUUAAAUUAAGUUUUCAUCUAGCUAUAAUACAGAUCAAAUACAUGUGUACAUUCGAAAAAUGAGAACAGAUUUACUAUCUAGCUUGAACAUCCCGGCACGCGGCGAUUAUUUAGGAUAUAAAUUGAUAAAAAUCAAAAGCAUUUUGUCGAUAAAAAUCGAUAAAUAUCGAUGAAAAUUGAUGAAUAUCGAUAAUAAUCGACAAAAUUGGCUAUAACUUUUUGUGACUAUCGAUUGGUCAUCGAUUGAUCAAUGUCAAUCAAUAUCAAUUAAGUAAUUAACAUCGAUUACCAUCGAUUGAUCGAUUGGAUUUCCGAUGAUCGGUUUAUAUCAAUUAAGUACGCCGGGGAGUGUAGCUAGGAGUUUCUUGGCUAAGGGACUGUUUGUUAAUUAUGGCCAAGGGGGGGGGGGGGUGCUGGUGUUUAUUUUUUUAAGGAGUUUAUCAAGAAAUGUACCCCCUAAAAUUUGAUGUUUUAAAAAUUGUACCCCCCAAAAAAAAUCAUGUGAGAAAAAUGCCCCCCCCCGACGAUUUUUUCCUUAGUCCCAGGCCAUGCACACAGUUUUACGUUUUUAAAACAUGUUUUAUAUUUAAUAAUUCAUUAUUCAAAAACAAAGACGGAAAUAUGGAAUUAGCAAGUUAGAAUUAGUUGUCAGUAAUAGUUUUAAUUUAUUUUAUUUUUGCCCAAUACUUUCUUUGUAUAGUAUCAAAGUCAUGCAAUGCAUGAAAUUGCUAGAACUAAAACUGUACCCCCCUUUUUUUCAUCGACUCAAAAAAAUGUACCCCCCACUUUUUUCUGAUUUUGAGAUUUGUACCCCCUACUCUGAAAACCAUCCCCCCCUGGCCAUAAUUAACGAUCAGUCCCUAAGAGCAAUGCAUUUUUUUCGAAAUGCAGUGCCAAAAAGUGAAAUACAGUGCAAUAAAAUGAAAUACAGUGCAAAAACAAUACAAAAAACCCAAACAUUUGCGAGUGACAAAAUAUGGCUGGCAUUUUUAGUAGAUUUUCUAAUAAAAUUGUUUAUAUUAAAUUAAAAUUAUCUAUUUCGCAUGUGAACUACGCACGCACAUGAGUCAUGACAUGACAUGAUUAAUAAGUAAUAGUAUGAUUUCUCGUGGAAUUUGGAAAAACAUACACUCGUGAGUUUUUCAAAGACUUCAAAUUGCAUUCGUCCUUCAGACUCAAUUUGUUUUCCCAGGACGAGCAGUAUUGUACAUUGUUGCGAGAUCGAACUUCUUGAAAAUGUACUUGUUCACAAUACUGUAGUCGUAUGAAUUAUGAAAUGAACUGUAAGUCACCCUGUUUAAAUAUUUGCAUUCAUACGUAAGUUUCUAACCUAUAAAAUGCUUUUAAUUUUCCAGGCUGGACCUAUCAAAAAUAUUCAUAUCCCUCUUGAUAAAGAAACUGGAAAACAAAAAUCUUUUGCCUUCAUUGAAUUUUCGUCCAGUGCCUCAGCCCAUUAUGCAUGGGAACUCUUGGAUGGUAUUAUGUUGUAUAACCGUUCAUUAACAGUUAGACCUCAAAAUUCUGAAAAUGCUGAAACUCCCAAGCGUAUUCCCAGCAACGUGAUGUCAGCAGGUGAUUUCUACAAAGAUUUUUAUAACAAAUAUGAAGAUUUAAAACGUAGACCACAAAGUGAACCAAGAAGAAAUCAAUGGAAUGAAGAAAGUAGACAUCAAGGAAACAGUUCAUUUAGUCAUCCAACACUUAACAGAAGUUUAUCUUCACCUGCAAACAGUGGCAAUAAUGCAUCUCCACAAUUGAAACAAUUAUUGGACAUGAUUAAUUGGAACAAUAGCACACCAAAUAGAAGUUCACCUCCCCCCCUGAGAUUACCAUAUAGAAGUUCAUCACCAUAUGCGGGAUCACCACCAUACGCGGGGUCACCACCAUACGCGGGGUCACCACCAUACGGGGGGUCACCACCAUACGGGGGGUCACCACCAUACGGGGGGUCAGCUCCAUAUUCACGUUCACUUUCUUCAAACCCUUCAUACAGGGGUUCAGCACAUGGGUACAAAUCACCUAGCCAAAACCAUCAUAGAGACUCUUAUCGGCGCUGAAACCAACGGAAUGAUCCAGCAACGUGUGAAGCUAACGGAAUGAUCCAGCAACACCAGAAUUAUUGAUACACAAGAUCGGCACUGAUCAACAACAUAAUUUGAAUUUCAAUCUACCUGUUUCACAAGCUUCUUUUGUUUCCAGUGUACUCCCCGAAUUGGCAAGCACGUCGGAGCAGAUGAAAUAUUGCGAAAUAUGGUAACACUGCAUGGGCUAUUUAUUUAAUGUUGAAUGAACCAUGCAUGCGAUGUUAACUUUUUUAAUCUAACUUAUUUUUUUGACAAGUGUGUAAAUCCUCCAUACUUUAUAGCAAAAAUAAAAUAAUUGUUUUACCAGUUCUAAA
Molecule: messenger RNA, 3747 nt
Organism: Paramuricea clavata
Lineage: Eukaryota; Metazoa; Cnidaria; Anthozoa; Malacalcyonacea; Plexauridae
Source: the annotation of a GenBank genome assembly